UUUUAUAUCAACAUUUAGUGCGGUUCAAGACACCGUUGGGCUUGCAGUUUCUUCGGUCACUUAUAUAGUUCUAUUAAUUACUUUCUAUUAAUACAAUAAAUAUUAAAAUUUUUUUUAUUAUAUUAUAAAUCGUAAAAGUCUCUUUAUCAGAAUAUAUUUCCUGAAAUUCAUUAUUUUAUAAUUAGUGUUUUGCAAAGUGCUCUGUAUCACACGUGUUAAUGUAGUGCAAGGGAAGAAGAAAUAUUUAUUCAGUGAUGGUGCAAAAUAAUCUUGAUGUAUUAUGAAAAAUUUUCUGAAAAUUAUCUAAAAUUCUUUAACUUUUUUAUAUUACUAUUUUUAAAUUAUUUGAAAUGUUUAUUCAACAUCUUACAAAUACGGAGAGGAAGGUAAAUUAGCUGAGGAAUACUUUCCCGCGACUUUUAUAUCUAUGUGUAGAAUCUAUCGGAUAUUGUUGAUUUUCUUCAUUUCGAUAAUUAAUUUAAAUAAUUUGAUAAUUACGAGAUCAGAAAUUUCAUCCGGCUCUCAGGCUUCUCCGUUUCUCUCCGUCCUUUUGCCGCUCGCGAAAGAAUCUCUACUUAAAGAGAAAAGAAGAGGGGAGAAACAAGACAGAUUAUCCCAUUCGCGACCGAUCGAAACUGUUCUAAGGUUUCCGCGAGCGGCUAAAGAAGCCAAGCAGUGGUCGACAAAGUGUAGUGAGACAGAAGAAACGGGAAAAGAAAGAGACUUCUCUGAGGCGAAGAGGCAUCCCUUUGAUCUAUUGUCCCUUUCUUUUAUCGUCUAUUCAUCGGUCCUCACACACGCGAAUUCUCUCCUCUCGUCCUCUCCUUUCCUUUUUCCUUUCCUUUCCGCGACGCGAUUAUGGCUCAUAACGAGGGCACGAAAGAAGGUGGCAGCUCGACCGACACAGUAAUCGCGCACUUUUCGUCGGACGACGAGAAGCCAAAGCCUAUCGCGACUGCCACUUCCGGCGAAUAUGUCACCGCGGGUGACAGUAAUUCCAGUCUCGAAACUCUGACCAGCAGCAGCGGCGUGACUUUCUUCUCCAAUAUUAACACGGACGAUCGAAAGAAAGGCAAAUUCGAUACGUUCAAGAGCAGCCUCCGCGAGGGUCGUAUAUUUAAGAUCAAGAAGAAACCACGCGAGACCGAUCCGUCCUGCGAAGCGGACACGGAACAAGAUGACAAAACUUCUUUGAAGAAGCUUGAAAUAGGGGAUGAUAAAGAAAUAUCUCGGCAGCAAUCACAGCAGCUCAAGGAAUCGAAACCAACAUCCGUGAUCUCGAAGAAGAAGAAAAAGAAGAAGUCGCACUCGCUGGUGCGCAAACUGAGCUUUAAUAAAUUUCGCCUGUCCUCGGAACAGCAAGAAGCACGACAUACCCCGGAGGGUGGCGAUAGUAGUCGCUCCCAGAGCCAGUCCCCGCAAGAAUCGCCCGUUCACCCGAACGAGUCGAUCGAGAAGCAGAGGCAGGGGGACGAAAACGUCCCGGAGAGGGAAAAGACAGCGAGGGGGGAGCUUAAGAAACCAGAAAAGCUGCUCGAGAAACCGUCAAAGAUCGUCACCGUAGUGCAACAUACGCCGUUAAUAACUAAGAGCUUUGUUCAACACGACACCGUACAACAUCCACAGCGAGAGGAGCAAGACAAAGUCUCGCGUUCCGACUUGCAAUGCUGUUCGACGCUUCCUUACGCGUUGUCGAGCUGGCCGGAACGUAGCGAGACGAAGCUCGCGGAGGAUGCUGUGCUCAGGACAGGUAAAACGAGAGCGAAAUCCGAUUCGGAUUCCUCGGGUUUACGUAUGACAUCGGAAUCGUCACCCGUCGAAGUGCGGCGUAAGCUAUCCUUGCUGGAGGAGAAACGAGCGAUAUUUCAGCGACGCUUCUUCGAUUCUUCCAAGGAUACAAAAGACGCGGUGCUCACUGUUAGCAGCUUGACAAUCGACGACGAGCCACCGAGCACUAUCGAUAACGAGUUUUUUGAACAACAAGAAGAGGAACGAAAGAAGAGAAGAGCCCGACAGAUUAGCGUGAAAACUUUCGAUACAUUCUCCUCUUUUGAAACUGCCCUCGACGAGGAAACGGGAUUGGGUUACUUGGGUAGCAUUGAGGAAGAUUACACGGAAAGCUACAAUAGUAUGGACGAUCAUCUCAGCAAAUCUCAUUCCGCCAUGGUGGGAGCCGUUGCUGGCCAGUCGUCGUCGAAUAAUGCAUCGAAUCUCGGAGUAGACGAGAAACGGGAGCACUUGUACAAAAUACUGGUAAUCGGCGAGCUUGGGGCGGGGAAAACAUCUAUCAUCAAGCGAUACGUCCACCAAUUCUUCUCGCAACAUUAUCGGGCGACGAUUGGCGUCGACUUUGCGCUCAAAGUGCUAAACUGGGAUCCACAUACCAUUAUUAGACUGCAGUUAUGGGAUAUCGCAGGUCAAGAGAGAUUUGGAAAUAUGACCAGAGUUUACUACAAGGAAGCUGUUGGUGCUUUCAUAGUGUUUGAUGUGACGAGAAGCGCAACGUUGGACGCGGUUGUGAAAUGGAAACAGGACCUGGAUUCAAAGGUACAACUUCCUGACGGAUCGUCGAUACCAUGCGUCUUGUUGGCGAAUAAAUGCGAUCAGCAGAAGGAAGGUCUGGUUAAUUCGCCCACCAAGAUGGACGAAUAUUGUAAAGAGAAGAAUUUCUCCGGCUGGUUUGAAACAUCAGCGAAGGAGAAUAUUAACAUCGAGGAGGCAGCCAGAUUUCUCGUCAAUAAAAUACUUCAGAACGAUCAAGUUAUGAGAGGCAAUGGCUCUCAAGACCAAACGGAUGGCGAGCGCUUCGCGUUAAGUCAAUCGCCGACAAGCUCCAAAAAAUCCUGCAGCUGCUGACAAAUAGGUAAAUUGUCGAGCUCAAAUUCGAAAUCUCGAUCGCGAUUUUCCAUUCGUCAACCUCAACGUGUCUUCAUGAACGCCGUGAAUAUCAUAUAACAUCUUACGCAUUGCCAUUCUUCGUAAUAGGAUGCAUCUGCUUGUUGGAUUCUCACUUUCAAGUGAGAAAUUAUUCGAUAGUAUACUCUCAGCAAUUAUUUGGGUCUGUCAAUUCGAGUCGUUUGCUGAGUGAGCGAUAUUUUAAGUAGCUUUAUAGAUGUACAGAGCGCGAUAAAAGAGCGAUAAUUUAAUAUAUAUAAAAAAUAUAAUAACUAUGUAUAAAAUUUUUUUAAAUAUUUUUUAUAUAAUAUAAGCAAUGCUUGAACGCGUAAUGACAUAAUAAUUUUGGUAGUUUUCCCGAUAUAUUUUUUUUUUUAAUAAAUUAACACGCUAUCGCAAACCAUAGGUCAACGACAAUCGUGAAAUUGUUUUAUCGAUUUAGCCUACAAUUAUCGCGAUAUACCGUAUAUACCUAUGCAUGUUUAUACUUUUUAUAUUGACUUAUAUAGCAUUAUACUUACAAAAUUAGAGUUUCGAAAUAUUAUCCUGCAAAUAAGAAUUUCUUAUGCAAUACUUGUUUUAAUUGCGAUAUUAUAUGAACGUGCGUAUAUUCAAAUAUUGAACAAAUUAUGAGUAGAGAUUUAUAUACAACAAUGCUUACAUUCCGCCCAAAAUCGAACCAAUGAUUACUAUUUAUAGGACCGCUUUUAGCGUCAUUAGUAGCAAAAAUUAAAAAUUUUAUGUAAAAAUGUUGCAAAGAACAUAACACUGUUACUUCAGUUAGUUCAAUCGAUAUAUCAUUAUGUGAAUUUGUGAAAAUAAUAUGUUAUGUAUUUUUAAUUGUUUUCUCGUUAGAUUGGCAGUAAUACGCUUCCUAUUCGUACUUGUAUCAAUUGUACAUUUUACUGUUUAUCUCAUUCAAAUUGAUUUGUCGACAACGUUGUGCCUUCAUUUGCAUGGUCAUAGCUAAUUAUUCGAGGUAGCUGAUUGCAAUUAGUGCGUCAUGUCGCGCCUAAUGACCAUUUUACAGUAGACAAUGCGUUCAAACGAAUUUAUCGAUAGCGUCGCAACUGUUUGGACUGAAAUUCAGGGCGAAAAUAAAACUGCGGUAAAAAGAACUUGGGAAUCUUUAAUGAGCGAUAUCUUGUUUCUGAAUUCCAAGACACGAGAGGAAAUGCAGAUGUGUACGGCAGCAUAGAUAUAUUAGCGAGUAAUCGACGUGUAUCAAGAUACACAUAUGCAUGUAUACAUUACUGUAAAUAAUUCAGAAUUUACAUCGAUGAUCUUUUUCACCUUUCGAGCAAUCUUUUGCACUUUUAUAUAGCGAUUUAUAAUGCAGCGCGCAUAUCGUAUUAUUGCAGAGAAAAUUGUAGAUAUAUUAUAUAUUAUUUACGAAAAAAAAUAUGUACGUAUAACUCGCUAUUACCACUUAACAAUAAUAACACUACUUUUGCCUACUUUAAACUUUUUUGUAUAGACACAACACAUAAUAUAGAUACACAACAAUAUUUAACUGCAUUAAAUUUGUUUAUAUUA
Molecule: messenger RNA, 4431 nt
Organism: Cataglyphis hispanica
Lineage: Eukaryota; Metazoa; Arthropoda; Insecta; Hymenoptera; Formicidae
Gene: Rab32
Product: ras-related protein Rab-32
Exons: 6
Coding region: 859-2856 (665 amino acids)
Biological process (GO): phagosome-lysosome fusion; endosome to lysosome transport
Cellular component (GO): phagocytic vesicle; late endosome; Golgi apparatus
Molecular function (GO): GTP binding; GTPase activity
Source: RefSeq, a predicted model, not a curated record